AUGUAUGCUUUGAUGCAAGCGGAGCCAGCCGCCUCCAAAGGGUCUGAGGCGGUGGAGCUUCCCGCGCUUCGUAGCAGGCUUCCAGCCGCCCCGGGGGUGCGACAGGAUCACACGGAGGAGUUCCGCAUUUGUCGAGGCCUGUAUGCUGAGCAAAGGGCAAAGGCCAUGGCUCCAAGACUGGAGUGGCUCCUGUCCAUUAUUUCCAGCGGGGACGUGCAGCAGUUAAAGCAUUUUAUGGAGGCUUUCUACCGGCAAGGCACAGAUGCAGCACAGCGUGGUGAAACUUGCACUUACUGCAACGCUCGAGUGACCUCCAGCAAGAAUUGGUUCCGAACCUCCAGACAGGUGGACGAGCAGCCUGCUGCCCGCUGCAUGAUAUGUAUGAAAUGGUACUGUGAGCAGCAUUGCAAGCAGUUCGUGAAUUUGGGAUUUGCAACGCACACGGUCAAGCUUGAGUGCUGCGAGCAGUGCCAUCGAGGUGUAGAAGUCCUUCGAUGGCGCCAGGAUUCGGUGCCUGGCUGUCUGUCUGAGACGGAGCGUCAGCUAGCAAGCCUGCACCAGACGUUGUUCGAGCAGCUGACGAAGUUACCUGGCGCCCUGGCACAGUUGGAAGGAUCCUCUCGCUUGCUGGAGGAGUUGCAGAUGCCAGAGGCUUCCAAUGGGGUGUCGGUGGACGACAUACAGGAGUGCAUUUCUGCCAUGAAGCGCAGCCGCGUUGAUGCAGAAACUGCGGAGGCAGCGAUUGCCCGUUCGCUCGCUCUGCUGGAGGGACAAUGCAGGGAGGCGGUAGAUGCUGCCUGCAACCCGAAGAAUGGGCAAAUCCGUGAUGGUCUCCUCCGGCAUGGCAGACAGCAACUGGAGCGACUGAAGCCGCGCCUCAAGGCAGCUUGCACACGGGCGACAGUCACAGCGUCUAAAGCUGAGACUAUUCUAUCGGAAUCGAGAUGCCGAGUUUGA
Molecule: messenger RNA, 957 nt
Organism: Symbiodinium pilosum
Lineage: Eukaryota; Dinophyceae; Suessiales; Symbiodiniaceae
Source: the annotation of a GenBank genome assembly